Striga hermonthica is the source of this 621-nucleotide messenger RNA. The record is from the annotation of a GenBank genome assembly. NCBI's taxonomy places the organism in Eukaryota, Viridiplantae, Streptophyta, Magnoliopsida, Lamiales, Orobanchaceae.
AUGUUGGAAAAGAGACAGAAGCAGAAGCAGGUACCACACCCAAAGCAGCAGGUACAACUCCCUGUCCGGCCGGAGCCUGAGCGGCUGCCGUGCCCACGUUGCGGCUCCACCGACACAAAGUUCUGCUACUUCAAUAAUUACCACUAUACUCAGCCGCGGCAUUUUUGCAAGACCUGCAAGAGGUACUGGACCAGGGGCGGCAACCUCCGCAACAUUCCCGUCGGCGGCACCCCCAAGAAGGCCUCCAAGCGCCCCGGCGGCGGCGAAUCCUCAUCCUCCGGCAAGCGCCAGGCGCCUGCGGCGACGCCGGAAGCCGGAGACACCGGCGGGGGAGGUGGGGUCGGGGUCGCGGCGGCCGGGAGGGUACCGCCGCCGCCGACGACAGAGGAGCGGUUCGGGAGCGCCGGCGGGAGCCUCGCGUCGGUGGUGGCCGGCGCCGUCGGGUUCGGGCAGCCGGGACUGCAGAUGGAGGACUCGGGCGCGGGACCAAGCGUGGAUCCGCUGGCCGGCGUUGUUCCGGUGGAGUUUCUGGAGGUGGGCUACGAGGACGACGGCGUGUGGUGCGACGGCGGAGGGUGGCCGGAUCUUUCUAUGUACCCGCCGGGGUCGAAUUAUAUGUGA